AGCAAGCAUACGAGGCGGACGUGUUGCAAAAUAGUACGAAAAUUAUAAAUUCGUGCUCAUAGUAAACUAAACUUAAAGUGUGUAAACAAAAGUUACAAAUCGUCUAAGCACCAAAAGUGAUAUAAGCUGUUGCUGAGCUCGAGUCUCAACUAAGGACGCCCUCUUCACCCCCUCGAGUAAGAGAGACAAGCUGCGAUAAUUCGUCUCACUCACCACACUACGCCACCGCGCUAAAAUGAACGUACGUCACUCACCAAAAAAGGGACCAAUUAUGCGCGAUGAAAGCGACUGCGUGAUAACAACACGUUCUGUUGCUGUCAGUGGCAGCGGAUCGCAACCCGAUUUGAGACAACUUAAAUUGCAUGAUUCGGAACUACAGCAAGUAACUUUUCGACACAAAAGAAAGCACUCUGAAGAAGACCUACAUGCUAAAUUCGAUGCUUUUGAAAGUAAAGUGAUGGCAUUAUUGACUACAAUGGCAGAAUCCCAAAGUGAAAAAUUGAAUACAAUAGCACAAGAUGUGUCACUAAUAAAAUUCCAAGUAGAACAAAUGAAAUUAACAUCAAUUCGUCUAGAGGAAGAGCAAUGCAAAUUCAAAAAGGAACUCUCAACAAUAACUAACUUUAAUACGGAAACUGAAAAUAGAAUAAAAGCCAUAGAAAGCAAAGUUGAUACACUGAAGACUGGCACCAUGAGUUGGACUCCAUUAACUGAUUGUGACGAUUUGAUUUCUGAAGUUCAAGAACGUUAUCAGAGGGAGAAAAACCUGAUCAUAGUUGGUAUAGACGAAAUAAUCUCUAAAAGUUUAGAAGAAAGACGCAACCAUGAUAUGUCUCAAGUCAAAAAUGUGGUUGAGUCUUUUGGACUCAACUGUGCACAACCUAAUAAAGUAAUAAGAAUCGGCAAAUUUGACAGUAAUAAAUCUCGACCAAUAAAGGCUUGUUUUGAAACAUCAGAAACGCCGAAACUCAUUCUUCGAAAUAAAACAACCUUCCAAAAAGACCCCAAAAUUAAAAUUUACUCAGAUGAAACACCAUAUCAGAAAAAAGUGAUGCAAAAGCUGAGAGAUGAAUUGAAACAACGAACUGAAGCCGGUGAAAAGGAUUUGACUAUCAAAUUCAUCAAGGGUAUCCCAAAAUUGAUUCAGGCAAAAAACUAACAGAAUCCGCUAAAGCAACUCAAGCCGUGAACGAAACAAUAACUUAUGACAUCGUGAGCAACCAUACAAACCUCAAGCAAAAUAGUAAAUCACUAAAGUUCCUCUAUGCAAACAUACGGAGUAUCGUGAAGCCAGGAAAACUAGACGAGCUCAGAUGCAUCAUUAAUUCUACGCCACAUCAGAUACAUGUUAUAAUAUUAACAGAAACCUGGAUAAAAUCUGAAUCAGAAGCCCAGAGUAUACAGCUGCCGAAUUAUACCCACUAUUAUAAUUACCGGAGAGAUGUGUUGGGGGGUGGUGUUUCGAUCUUCGUACACAAUAACCUUAAUCAUAGUUGCAUUGAUGAACUUUGUGAGAAUGACAACCACUUCUUGUGGGUGCACAUAGGCAAAUUCUCCUUGGACAUAGGUGCUGUUUACAAACCUGAGAGGACCAACAAUCUUAACUUUCUUGAAUCCUAUUCGCGGCAGAUGCUUAAGCGAAGGAGGGCAUUAGUAUUUGGAGACUUUAACUACGAUUUACUUAAAAGAAGUAAACCCACCAGAGAUUACCGAGAAAUGUUAAAGGAGGAUGGUUUUAUUAUACUUAAUCAAAUUGAUCCCAAAUAUUGCACACGAGAGACAGCAACUUCAAAAACGAUCCUGGACCACGUUUGCUCAAACAUUAAAAAUAACACCUUUCACUUAACUAUUAUAGAGUCGGUAAUAUCAGACCACAAGCACAUUGCAUUGGAAGUGAACAGAUUUGAACCAGAGAGGACCAAGAGAGUUGAGUAUCAAGCCAUUAAUUAUAGCACACUAUUUGAUGAAUUAAAGUCCGUGAAAAUAGACGAGUGUAAUGGUGAAUAUGAGAAAUUAGAGGAAAAACUACUUGAAUCUGUGAGAAGAAGCAAAAUAAAUAA
Messenger RNA from Ostrinia furnacalis (Asian corn borer), 2060 nucleotides. RefSeq lists its product as uncharacterized. The coding region runs from base 236 to 1159 and encodes 307 amino acids. Lineage: Eukaryota; Metazoa; Arthropoda; Insecta; Lepidoptera; Crambidae. The record is from RefSeq and is a predicted model, not a curated record. The transcript is spliced from 2 exons.